CCAAACCCACAACGAGUUCGUCAUCCCGUUCCUCGCUCUCUAAUUCAAUGGCGGCCACGGGCGAAAGGAACAGAGCAGCAACCAAUCCGACAUCUCGAUCACUCUUCGAUCUCCCCCCCGAUUUCUUCGAUUCAUGCCGCCUUCUGUCCUCUUCUAUUCUCCCAACAUCAUCAUCCUCAUCGGACCUUGACCUUGGUCUCGGUUCCCCUAGUGACGGGGGAUCAAAGGCCGCUAUUUUCGAUAAAGAAGAAGAAGAAAUUAAUGGAUUCGGUAUCGAUGAGAAGGAGGCAGUCCCAAGAUGGACCUGCAACACUUGCAAGUCUGAGUUCGAUUCUCUGCACGACCAGCGCAUCCACUUCAAAUCCGACGUCCAUCGUCUCAAUGUUAAACUGAGCCUUGCUGGUAAGGAAACUAUCAAGGAAGAAGACUUUGAGGUUGAGAGCGUUUCUUUAUUUGAAGAUUUUGAUGUAUCAAGCAUAUCUGGUUCAGAGGAUGAGUUUGAAAAAGGUGUCAUCCCAAACUUGGGCAUAUCGGGAAAGGGAAAAGAAGGAGAUAAACAGAAACUUUAUCUCCACCUCCAUUCUGGAGAGAUAAUUUCUAUUCAUAGAAGCAUAAUUCUGGAUGAGUCUGAAGGCCUUUUGCUUGAGAAUGGUAAGUCAGGCAAUAUAGCCAAUGCUGGAUCUUCCGCAUACGCAGAGGAAGCUGAGUUGAUCAGUAGAUUAAAACUUUUGGUUCGCGAGCCACGAGAUAAAACACACUUAAGGAUCAUUCUCCUUAUGAGCGGUGGACACUUUGCAGGCUGUGUUUUCGAUGGGCACUCAGUUGUAGCCCACAAAACAUUUCAUAGAUAUGUUGUUAGGGCCAAGGCUGGCAAGAUACAAUCUGCCAAAGAUGCAACUGGAAAAACUGCAAAUUCUGCAGGUUCUUCUCUUCGCAGGCAUAAUGAAGCUGCACUAAAAAAGGAAAUUCAGGAACUGCUUGUUACUUGGAAGCCGUAUAUUGAUUCCGCCUCAUGCAUUUUUGUCUAUGCUCCUGCAAAGAACCGUCAAAUGUUUUUUGAUUUGGAGAAGCCACAUUUUACUUUACAUAGCCAUCCUGUUCGUAAUGUCCCUGUGACUGUUCAUAGGCCAACGCUGAAGGAAGCCAAACGUGUAUAUAACCAUUUGACACGUGUUGCCUAUGAGAAUGAAUCAAAAUCCAAUUUGGAGGAAGUCUUAGCUUCAUUUGCUCACAAGAAAGAAAAUAGCAAUAGGCAAAUGAUUGAGAACCACUUAAAAGAAAGCUUGGUGAUAAAUGAAUCUUUAGCUGGACCAGCUGUAGAGUGUUCACCAAGUGAGGGUGAAAAUAUAGGCUCAUCACUUUGUGAAAGUGAAACGACGCCACUGCAUGAGGCAGCAAAAUCUGGUGAUGCUCAAGGAACUCUUGAUCUUCUUGAACAAGGUUUGGAUCCUUGUAUCAGAGAUGCCCAUGGUCGAACUCCAUAUAUGCUGGCAACAGAGAAGGAAGUCAGGAAUACCUUUAGAAGAUAUAUGGCUUCAAACCUUGACAAAUGGGAUUGGCAUGUAGCCAAUGUACCUAGUGCAUUGACAAAGGAAAUGGAGGAGUCUCAGGCGGCCAAGCAGGCAGAGAAGGAUGCCAAGAGGAAAGCUAAAGCAAAAGAAUUGAAGAAAUUACGAAAAGCAAAAGAGAAGGCAAAGGCCCAGGCUGCCGAAGCCCAAAAUGUAUCUCUGCAUUCUCCAAAUGACCAAGGAUCUGCGUUACAAGGGAAAGGAUCUGUCCCAGUUGCUAGUACUAAAAAGGAGCCAUAUUUUCGUGGCAGACUCAUCAUUUCUAAAGAGGAGGAGCAAAAAAGGACAUUGGCAGAGGAAAGAGAAAAGAGAGCAGCUGCUGCUGAGAGAAGAAUUGCAGCUCUAAAUGCCAAUCGAACAAAUGCCACAGUAGCAGCUCCAAGUAAUUCUGGAUCCAAAGGAUGCUCAAAUGAUGUUGCUUGCUCAUGUUGUAAUGCUUCCUUGGCUGGAAAAAUUCCUUUCCACAGGUAUAAUUACAAAUAUUGCAGCACGACAUGCAUGCAUGUUCAGCAGGGAAGUUUGCUGGAGGAUGGAUAACAUUAUAUAUAAGAUAUUAUAUAUAUAUAUAUAUAUAUAUAUAUAUAUAUAUAUAUAUAAUAUAUAUGAUUAUUUGAUUAUAGUUUUGUUUUUUCUCUUUUCUUUUUUUUGGCUUGAGUAUACCAUAUGUUCUGUGUACGUUGUAUUUAAACAAAAACAAAAUCUAGUACUUGAUGCUUCAAAAAUUUUCCUUUUUUAUUUAA
Asparagus officinalis (garden asparagus) is the source of this 2308-nucleotide messenger RNA. Its product is annotated as ankyrin repeat and zinc finger domain-containing protein 1. Gene Ontology annotation, molecular function: protein binding. The transcript has 7 exons. The record is from RefSeq and is a predicted model, not a curated record. Lineage: Eukaryota; Viridiplantae; Streptophyta; Magnoliopsida; Asparagales; Asparagaceae. Bases 48 to 2105 code for a protein of 685 amino acids.